Molecule: messenger RNA, 2480 nt
Organism: Pseudonaja textilis
Lineage: Eukaryota; Metazoa; Chordata; Lepidosauria; Squamata; Elapidae
Source: RefSeq, a predicted model, not a curated record
CCCCCCUCCCUCCCUCCCUGGUCCCUCCCGCCGCCUUCAGUCUCCGGCCGCCUUCUAUGCUCGCCUCCCCGAUCCCCCUCCUCGUUUCAUUUGCCUGAUCGAAAGCCCGGCAAAGGGUGGAUUUUCCUCGGCCGGAGCCCACCCAGCGCCCUCAAGAUGAGGUCAAAGAAAGCUCCCUUUCCCGAUCGGAGAUGGGGUCGGUGCUGGGAGUAAAGAUCCUCGGCCGCCCUGGCUGCAACACACACACACACACACACACACACAUAUAUACAUACACACACACACACACACACACACACCCCAUCUUUUUCUCCUGCCCAGCCUAGCACUGGAUGGCAGAAAAAGCAAACUCAACUCGCUUAUCCAGAGGGGGCAAAAAAAUAAAAAAUAAAAAUCGUCUUGAGGAGAAGCAAAUGAAAUGAGGCAUCCUGUGGCUCCUGGAAACAGCUAAGAGCAUCGUCCAACUGCAAGGAAUUUGCCAAAGCACAGACAUUUGUUUGUAACCGUCUGCUCUCCUCCAACUAGGAAUUCCUGAUGGGUCUCAGAGCCAAGUGAUUUCCCUUGGAGGCAAGAGGCAAGGUGAACUUUCCCCAGAAGACAUGGAAGUGAAGGGGCAGCUGAUAAAUUCAUCCAGCUACAGCUCUUCAGAAGCUCUGCAGCGAGAGCUCUGUCCUCGAAUUCGGCUAGAGCGGGUCCAAGAACUCUUGGAAAAGCAGAAGUCUCUCCAGCAGGUGCUCAGCCUGCGCCUGAAGGAGCUGCGGCGAGUUUGCCUGCAGGAAGCGGAAUUGACAGGAAAAUUACCCCCAGAAUAUCCUCUGGAACCCGGAGAAAGGCUGUGGCCAGUGAGGAGGAGAACAAUAGUGGCCUCCCGAAUUGCCCCUGUCUUGAAGAAUGAGGAAAACCCUUCGCUGGAGGAGCUGAGCCAGGAGCUGGCCCUGCAGCAGCAAGUGGCUGAGGCUGCCCGACGGCUAGCCGUUGCCCCUGACUUAACAGUUGAUCAGCGCCGCCGCCGGCGGCAGGUUCAGGCGGAUGCUGCCCAGCGUCUGCGGGAGCUGGAAGUGCAGGUAGCAGAAUGCCGGGUGCGGCUGGGCAAAGGACCCCUCCAGAGAGCUGCUCCCGAAGAGGCAUUUCACUCGGAGAGCAGCUCCCUCUCUGAAUCAGCCAGCCAUGAAAAUGAUGACCCUCGCAGCUUCCAUCCUUCCAAAGUCUCCAGCCACCCGGGAGCUUUCCCAGACAGAUCCUCACCUCCCAAGGCCCGAGAUCACCUACGUGCCAUCUCCAGCAGUCCUGACCGCCGACCAGGCUGGCGAAUUUUGCAGCCGGAUGUGUACAGUGAGGCCAAGGACCGCAGGAACUCUGUUGCCAGCCCAACCAGCCCCAAUCGCACCCUCCCCAGAAGCAUGUCCAGUUUUGAGGGCCGGAGCGUCCCAGCAACUCCUGUGUUGGCAAGAAAUGCGUGCAGUGGAAAUCACCAGUUAAGGUCAGAGGCCCCAUCUCUCCACUCCCGCCAGUGGUCAGGCAGCCACGAUUCCCAGCUUGGCCCUCCCAGCCGGGACACCAGUGCUGACAGAGCUUCCCUCUUUGCUGCUCGGACCCGUCGAAGCAACAGCUCCGAGGCCUUGAUUGAACGGGCCCCUUCAGAAGACCCCCUCCUGCCCACUGCCCCUCCGUUUAAGAGUGCUGAGGCCCUGACCCCUUGCCUCUCUGGCCGGACCCCUCGCCCACCUUACAACGAUCUCCUCUUGGACUAUUACCUAGAACGCCGGAGCUGUGGCGGUGGUGAGCAUUUGUCUCGCAGGGACGGCCCCCCACAUCUGGAGUGGGGAGCCUUUUCUGAAAGCCCGCUUCAGCGCCGAGCCCGACCCGCUGCCCGCACUAAAUCCUGCGGGCCGCUGCUGCCCCCGCAGUCCCGCGAGGUUGGCUAUGGACCCCCCUUACUUCCUCCACGCAACUUCCACAAAGCCCUUGCCCUGGAGGGGCUCCGGGACUGGUACUUACGCAACGCUGGAGUUACCCAACGCGGGGCACCAGAGAGACGAGGACCAUCUCAGUCUGUACAGCAGCACCUGCGAGGCUACUGUGAUCCGGGACCCUCCAACCCCGACGUGGGGUAUUACGGGGGGCCAGUAAUAGGAGGUGGACUGCCUCACUCUGUGAGCUAUGCCGGGCAGCCACUCUAUGGCAGGUAUGCAGCCCGUUUUUUCCCUUUGCCGUGACAAGCUCAGCAGCCCCUCCCCUCUCCCCCUCCCCUCGCUUGCCUAAGGCCAACCCUGCGCCUCUUCCCUCCGCUCUCCCCCUCUUUCUUUGGCUUCCCCCCCGCUUUUUCAAAACAACUGGCGCUUCUCUGGCUGCGAAUUCUAAACUGUUGGAAAGGCCUGCCUGUGAGGAAGAGGAGGAAAAGGAAGGAGGCAGGUAUCCCUUACACAGCAGCUUUCCCCGACUCACCACCCCUUUGCUGGCUGGGGACAAUGGGAGUUAAA